AUGUCAUUUAACAACCAGGGACAGGAUAAGAUAGACACAUCAAGAUUGACUAAUGUGGCCAGUAUUCUGACCACUCCAGCUGGCAGUAUCUUCGACUCCAGAAAGUUACAUCCACUGGCUGGACUUGAUAAAGGUGUCGAGUAUAUGGAUCUGGAAGAAGAACAAUUGUCUACUAUGGAAGGGUCCCAAGGGCUACUUCCUUCACGUGGUUGGACCGAUGAUCUUUGUUAUGGUACCGGUACCGUGUAUUUGCUUGGUCUAGGUAUUGGUGGUGUUUCUGGUCUUUUCCACGGUUUACAGAACCUUCCUCCUAACAGCCCAGGUAAACUGAAAUUGAAUACUGUGUUGAAUAGCAUAACCAAAAGAGGUCCAUUUCUAGGUAAUAGCGCAGGUAUAUUGGCCCUAUCUUACAACAUCAUUAAUUCAUCCAUUGAUUCCAUAAGAGGCAAGCACAACACCAUGAACUCGGUUGCAGCGGGUGCACUAACGGGUGCGAUCUUCAAAUCUUCUAAAGGUCUCAAACCCAUGGCAUAUGCCUCCGGUUUGAUGGCUGGUACUGCCGCAAUAUGGUGUGGAUUCAAGAAAUCCGUACUAGAAUAG
Kazachstania africana CBS 2517 is the source of this 600-nucleotide messenger RNA. It is a transcript of the gene TIM23, whose product is annotated as protein transporter TIM23. The transcript has a single exon. Gene Ontology annotation, biological process: protein import into mitochondrial matrix. Gene Ontology annotation, cellular component: mitochondrial inner membrane; TIM23 mitochondrial import inner membrane translocase complex. Gene Ontology annotation, molecular function: transmembrane protein transporter activity. NCBI's taxonomy places the organism in Eukaryota, Fungi, Ascomycota, Saccharomycetes, Saccharomycetales, Saccharomycetaceae. The coding region runs from base 1 to 600 and encodes 199 amino acids. The record is from RefSeq and is a predicted model, not a curated record.